Notodromas monacha is the source of this 900-nucleotide messenger RNA. Lineage: Eukaryota; Metazoa; Arthropoda; Ostracoda; Podocopida; Cyprididae. The record is from the annotation of a GenBank genome assembly.
AUGCAUUCCGCAAGCAAAGUUCUUCGUGUCGGAUUCUCACGUUUCCCGCGAGUUCUUUCUGUCGCGAUGAAAUCCACCAACGUUUCUUCUAACGUUUGCUCCGAGACUGGCAUUGGGACGCUAAUGAUGAGUAGAGCUCCCGUGAACGGCCUCAACUACGACUUCUUAAAAGAUUUCCGCGAAGAAUUGGAGAAGCUUGAUCAGGACAAAGCUUGCAAGGCUGUGAUUAUAACUUCAUCGGUCAAGAAUAUUUUUUCAGCUGGCCUAGAUAUCAUGGAGAUGGUUAAACCAGAGCCAAAGCGCUUGAGGGAUUUCUGGCUGUCCUUGCAGGAUAUGUGGAAUGUGCUGUAUACUUACAGAUUGCCGACUGUCGCUCUCAUCAAUGGACACUCCCCUGCAGGAGGUUGUUUGAUAGCUUCGGGGUGCGACUACCGUGUAAUGCUGGAUAAAACUUAUACGAUUGGCUUGAACGAAACGAAACUGGGAAUUGUUGCUCCUUUUUGGUCCGAAGCAUCGUAUCAUUUCCAACCCGCUAGCAUUCCGAGGUUCAUGGAUGCAUUCGUUGCAUUAGUUGGAACGCGACAAGCCGAUCUUCACUUGCAACUCGGCACGCUUUUCACGCCACAAGAAGCUUUGAAAAAUGGCCUAGUCGACGAGCUGGCGUCAAGUGAAGAAGAGGCAAGAGAAAAAAGUGUGGCAGCUAUUAGCAAAUUCCUCGCUGUGCCAGGAUUCCCGAGAUACAUGACCAAAACGAGUGUGCGCUCCCAAAUUACUGCCAGAUUUGUCGACGGUCGCGAUAACGACCUCGAGACAUUUCUCAACUUCGUGCAAAUGCCGGCUACGCAGAAAACAAUGAUCAAAUACGUCGAAGCGCUCAAAGCCAAAAAACCCAAGCUUUAA